Molecule: messenger RNA, 1941 nt
Organism: Colletotrichum siamense
Lineage: Eukaryota; Fungi; Ascomycota; Sordariomycetes; Glomerellales; Glomerellaceae
Exons: 2
Coding region: 1-1941 (646 amino acids)
Source: RefSeq, a predicted model, not a curated record
AUGCGGACCGCUGAUCCGGGACCGCUCCGGCCGUUCGCCCUGCUGGCGGGCCUCGGCCACUUUGCGCUCGCCGGCGGCUGGCUGGACACCCUCCUCGUGCUCCUCUUUUCAGCAUGGCAGAACCGGCACGCCGUCACGGACCUGGUCGAGGAACACGUAGACGCCGCAACGCUCCAGCAUGCAGUCUACACGCUCCCCGGCGCCGCGCUCGCCCUGCUGGUCUUGGCAUUGAUCCGCUUUGGCGGCUCUUUCUUGGAGGAGGAGGAUGGAACGAAAGCCAAGUUCACGACGCCGAUGCGGCCGUUGCUGGUACCCGCCAAAACGACGCAUCGGCGGACGUUUCCCGAAAAGCACGACUUUGCGUACUCGUAUCUCGUCGUCGGCAUCCCGGUUGGCUGGACAGGGAACUACGGCGGCAUGGUCUCGAGCGGGAUCGACAAGCGCAGCUGGUCGUCGUGGCUCGUCUCGUGGUUCUCGCUGCUGUCGCCGCCCUCGAAGGGCUGGUUCGACAUCGACCCGGCGGACUACCUCGAGAGAGGCAAUGGUCAUCUUGGGCUAAGGGGGAAGCUAGAUGCAUACUUGACUUCCCAAGGCGCGGAUCCGGCGCAGUAUCCAACUGCCUACCUCGUCACCGCCGCCAGGUUUCUGGGAUACCACUUUAAUCCCGUCUCCUUCUGGUAUCUCUAUUCUAAAGAAAACGAGCUGACGGCCAUGGUCCUCGAGGUGAACAACACCUUUGACGAAAGGAGGAUGUACUUCCUCACCUCGGACGUCAUCUCUGCCUGCCAGCGUGUCGAGGGGAGCGAAAAGGCAAAGGCCUCUUCCCAAGACUCGCUGGGCAGCAAUGAGUCCACGCAGACGUCAGCCGUGAGAAUGACCAAGCACUGGCCCAAGGACUUCCACGUCUCCCCGUUCAACUCGCGAAAGGGCUCCUAUUCCCUCUCGGCCGUCGACUUCUUCAGCACCGGCCCCCAUGGCCUGCCUAACCUCGACACCACCAUUACCUUGAAAUCCUCCAAAGAUCACCCAAAACUCAUCGCCCGCCUCUUCUCGUCCGCCCCCGCAAUUGACCCGGCCACCAUGGGCCUCUCACAGAAGCUCACCUUUUUGUGCAGCUGGUGGUGGGUAGGCUUCGUCACCUUCCCACGCAUCGUCCACCAGGCCGCCCUGCUCUUCUUCCGCAGGAGCCUGCACGUUUGGUUCCGUCCGGAGCCCCUCAAACAAAGCAUGGGCAGGAACGCCGACGCGGCAGAACGAGGCCUGGAGCCCUUCUUCCGGGACUACCUCCGCCACCUCGUCGAAAAGUCAUCCGCCGCCCUGUCCGUGAAGUACAUCCCCUCCGGCAUCGCAGCUGACUUGGCGCCCACGGAAGUGAUGCUCUCCCCCGCUGCCCAAAAACAGCCGAAACGCACAGAGGAACUGGAGUUCAAGGUCCUCACGCCGGCCUUCUACUCCCGCUUCGUGCACUACGCCCAUGACCUCGAGGCCGUCUGCUGCGAGUUCCAGGACAACUGCACAAUCCACAUCUCCCGCCCCGACCUUCUUCCCAAACUCAUCCUCAAGAAGCCCACCCCGCCGCUCAAGACGACAAACCCGAUGGAUUUCAUCUACUUCAGGGCCAUCCGCGCCCUUCGGAAAAGACCUGAACGCAUCGAGAGGCCACUCACCUCCAGCGCGACCCCGGCGUCUUCUACAGCCGGCAAAGACGUGGAGAAGAUUGACAUCCGCGACUUCCGGAUAUCUUCGAUGGACGGUUUCGUUCUCGGGGGCGACGACUCAGCAAAGCGCAGCGCAUACAGGUCCCUGGUCUUGCGGACGUUCCUUGCCGACCGUUUUGCCCUGGGAAGCGUCGAGCUGCUGGGUAUGCAACACUUCAUCCUGCGCGCCGGCUUUGCCUGGAUUCUCGCGUCGACGAUUGCUCCGCUGCUCGUGAGAUCGUGA